This is a messenger RNA of Paramuricea clavata, 2959 nucleotides long. The record is from the annotation of a GenBank genome assembly. NCBI's taxonomy places the organism in Eukaryota, Metazoa, Cnidaria, Anthozoa, Malacalcyonacea, Plexauridae.
AGUGCUCAAAUAAUUGGCAAGUUACAAAAUAGACAGAUUAACUACUGAAUAAGUAUUCAUUUGCAUUAACUUCGAGUACUGGCAUUAAGCAGCACUUGAUGUUCCAAAAUUGCAUUAAGCAGGGUUAUAUAGUUGUAUGCAUGUUAAUGGAGAAUGUAUUUCUGUUAACCCAGAGUAAAUGGAUUGAUAUGAGUCAUAUACUUAUCAUGAAAACAUGAAUGAGACUGAUACAGUUGGAUUUGAACAUACGCUUACCUAUUUAGGAGCUUUAGCCAGAGCUUCGUAUGUGAUAGCUAUAGCCUAUAAACUAAAACUAAGCGAGCAUUCUGGGACACAUAUUGAUGCACCAGUACACUUUUCUGAAGGAAAACCAACCGUUGAUGAGAUAUUGCCUGAAGACUUGAUUGAUCAAGCAAUUGUGAUCAACAUUACAGAACAAGCAUUUGAAAAAAUCCCGACUAUGAAGUAUCUGUUGAUGACAUCAAAAACUGGGAGAAGCAAAUGGUGUGAUUCCUAAUGGAACUAUCGUGUUUAUACUCACAGGUCUUGGAAGAUACUGGGGGGAUCUCAUCAAGUAUAUGGGAAUUAGAAAUGCAUCCAAAUUUCGCAACUUCCAUUUUCGAGGUAAGAAUUUAAAAAAAUUGUAAUUUGUCGUUGUAGUGGAAAAUUUCCAAUCUCAGAACAAACAGGCUAAUUAAAAUUCACUCAUUUGCUGUCUUAAUGAUUUUAAAGGGUUUGUCAAUUUUGUGUGACGUUUCUGUUUCCUUCACGAAAACUAUUUUCAAAGACUGUCAUAGCUGUAUUCUAAAAGCACACUCGCACUCGCACUCACACUCAAUGAGUGGAGGUUCAAUCUGAGCUUCUCUUGAGUGUCAAUUCAAUGCUGUUUUCGACUAGCUGGAGGUUAAGUAGUCACAUGGUAAGGUACGACACUAAUCCUCCAGCUAUUCGAAAACAACAAUGACACUCGCGAGCAGCUCAGAUUAAACUUCCACUCAUUGAGUGUGAGUGAGCUUUUAGAAUAUGGGCGUCAGUUUCAAAGACUGUCAGGGCGAAAUGCGUACGCGUAUCGAUGUAAUAAUAAUAAUAAUAUUUAAUAUUAAUAUUGCGCAAAUUAACAUGUUAUAGUUAUAUUUAUUCAACUAAAUAUUUGACUAGGUGUUAAAUUAACAUGUUAUAUGUUAUAUUAACAUGUUAUAUGUUAUAUUUAUUUGACUAGGUGUUAAAUUAACAUGUUAUAUGUUAAUUAACAUGUUAUAUGUUAUAUUUAUUCGACUAAAUAUUUGACUAGGUGUCAAACCUGAGCCUGCUGUCAAGUGCAAUCAGCCCAGCGUAUGUUUCUGGAUGCCCGGCAGGAUAACAAGCCGGUAAAUAAGUCUCAGGGGUGGUUAGGGUCACAAUGCAUUCUCGAAUUUAUUUUUUGUCGACCCUGUUCUGCUAAUUCCGUAUUCUAUUAUGCUACUCGAGAUGCUGUUCUGCUAAUCCCGUAUGCUGUAAUUACGUGAGCUGUUCUGCUAAUACGUAUGCUGUUAUGUUAAUUCCGCAUGCUGUUCUGCUAGUACGUAUGCUGUUCUGUGAACUACGUGUGCUGUUACGUUCUGUGAAUUACGUGUGCUGUUCUGCUAAUCCGGAUGCUGUUCUGCGAAUACGUGUGCUAUUAUGCGAAUUCCGUAUUGAAUUCCGUAUUGUGUCUAUUGUUGUUCCGCCUCGACGGUAUGACAGUGUUGUUUCUUUGUUUUGUAAAAAACUACUAGUUAUUGUGUUCCGCAGAAGUUGGUAUUUAUACAAAACUACCCUACCAAACUGCUGCGAACAUCCGCUUAAACUGACGUAGUUUACGUUCCAUGUAAGUCUGUGCUACAUCAACAUUUUCUCCUCCUUUAUCCGACCUCACUAUAGAUGGUAAACCAUAAUAAUUUUAAGCGCUGUUGAGGCACGGUUAUUGGAACGGCAUCUUAAGUAUACAAAUAUAUACAAUCAUUUUUGAGAAGCCGUCAAUGCCAACCAGGCCCUUUUAAAUAACUGGGGGUAAAAGCCCCAAGCCUGUCUCCCCCACUCAACCAUUUUGCCCCUCCCCUCCCCCCACUCAACUAUUUUGCUCUCCCCCGUCAAAGUUCCUUUCUCUAAAACAUAAGCAAAACAUUGGAAGAAAAAUGGAAGUUAGAAGGGAGGUUUGAUAUUCUAGUAACUUAUUAAAUUUGCUUUGUAAAUCUUACAGUGGCGAAGCCAACCCUACAAUUUGGUUAUGCUAUGCCAAAUAUAUCCGUGUUCACAGACCGUGAAAACAAUCAAUUUCUAAAGAAAGGUUUAAAAUUUGCAUAGCAUGACUAUAUUCUCGGGCACUUGAAUCUUAUGUGGUGUCUUUUUCUUCAAAUGAUUCAAUGUUUUUUUUGAAAAUGCUAAACAUUGUGCUGCAUACACCUUAGAUUUUAAAAAUUUCCCAGUGGAUAGCUGGCCCGAUAGCAUAUCCCUGAUCCUAUACAUUUGAGUUGUUGGAAGGCUAGGCAUGGAGUAGUUUGGAGUAGUUGCAUACCAUGCAAGUACUCAACUGAAGAUUCGGGCUAUCGACAGUGUAAUGUAACGCUGUAUAUCCAAAAAUCUGUUUCAGAAAACGCACGAAAUGCAGUACUAGGGGUGGAAAAACAAACAUUUCUGAAGGGGAUGACCCAACACUAAUAUAUAUAUAUAUAUUUGCACUAUUUUUAUCAACUCGUUCCCAGAGUAUGCCUGUUCUCGGGUUAUGUAGUGGCACUACAUAACCCGCGAACAGGCAUACUCAGUCUCUGGGAACGAGAUUGUAUUUUUAUAUUAAUUUGUAUAUUACACGUCUAACUUUUUUGAAUUACAUAUUUAAUUGGUAAACCUUGCAUGAUUGUGUUUAUCUUAUUAUUUUUUAGCAUGACAUGGAUGCUGAUUGGUUGAGAGGAGUUCAAUUAUUUCAUUAAUUAUACUGCAGUGC